This is a messenger RNA of Carica papaya (papaya), 2036 nucleotides long. RefSeq lists its product as uncharacterized. Lineage: Eukaryota; Viridiplantae; Streptophyta; Magnoliopsida; Brassicales; Caricaceae. Gene Ontology annotation, molecular function: transmembrane transporter activity. Gene Ontology annotation, biological process: transmembrane transport. Gene Ontology annotation, cellular component: membrane. The record is from RefSeq and is a predicted model, not a curated record.
CAUUAAUAUUCGUACUUCACCGUCGGCAAAUCCAGAACGUCACCGUCUCCGGCGAGUCCAAGUCAUCAAUAGGAGUGUCGAUGCGAAUAAUCCACAAGGCCCGCAGCUUCUCACCACACGAUCAUCGAAUCCCACCACGUGCAUGUCUCACGCUCACAGGAUCCCGCAUUCAUCUCCUUACUAUUACUUGCAUUAUUCUAUUUAUUCCCUCGUAGCAGACGCACAAUUUUUCAACAUCUCAUCCUCAUCAAGUCGAUAAUUUUAUCUUCUAUUUAUUGUUUGAUAUUUCUUUUCUUUUCUCCGUUAAAGACAAUUAACUAAUUUGUUGCGUUCCGUGUCAGUUUCUUUUCUUUUUCUUUCUUGAUUUUGCUUCCCCCUUUUUUUUGUCAGUAUAAAUACUCCCACUCUUGUGGCAGACCGUGUUUCUUUGGUGGGGAUUUGAGUUUUUUUGUUUGGUAAGAAAAUGGCGUGGCGUAAUUGUGGAAGUGGGUUUUGGGAGUUGAGGCCUCUGGUUCACUUACUGUUGCCUUUAUCUGUUCACUGGGUUGCUGAGGAAAUGACUGUUUCUGUUCUUGUUGAUGUUGUUACUCGUGCUCUUUGUCCUGGUCAAUCUACUUGCCCUCAGGCUAUCUAUAUCAGUGGACUCCAACAAACGAUUGUUGGAGUUUUCAAGAUGGUGGUAAUUCCACUUCUGGGCCAGCUUUCAGAUGAAUAUGGGCGUAAACCAUUGCUCCUUGUCACUGUAUCUACAACCAUUCCUGCUUUUGCAUUGCUUGUUUGGAAGCAGUCCAAGGAAGUUGUCUAUGCCUACUAUGUGAUCCGUACGAUAUCUUUUAUUAUCAGUCAAGGGAGUAUUUUCUGCAUCGCUGUUGCUUAUGCAGCAGAUGUUGUCAGUGAAAGUAACAGGGCAGCAGCAUUUAGUUGGAUUACAGGUCUCUUUUCACUUUCCCAUGUAUUGGGAAAUCUACUAGCGCGCUUUCUUCCUGAGAAGUACAUUUUUGUGGUUUCAAUAACUCUCUUGAUAUUCUGUCCAGUUUAUAUGCAACUCUUUCUGAAUGAGACAGUUCAGUAUGCUCCAAGAAGGGAGCAAGAUUCAGGUUUAUUGAGUAAAACAGUUAAUAUUGUUCGCAACAGGUAUAAGUCAAUGAGAGAUGCUGCAACAAUAACCAUUUGCAGUCCAACGCUUCGUGGCAUUGCUAUUGUUAAAUUCUUCUACUCAUUGGGAAUGUCUGGCAUCAGCUCCGUGUUACUGUUUUAUUUGAAGGCAGUUUUUGGCUUUAACAAGAAUCAGUUUUCUGAAAUCUUGAUGAUGGUUGGGAUAGGUUCUAUUGUUUCUCAGUUGGUGCUACUUCCUCUAAUAAAUCCUUUUGUUGGAGAAAAAAAUAUAUUGUGUGCUGCCUUACUCUCAUCAAUAGCUUAUGCAUGGUUCUAUGGCUUGGCAUGGGCCCCUUGGGUACCAUAUUUAAGCGCUUCAUUCGGAGUCAUUUAUGUUCUUGUGAAACCUUCGACAUAUGCUAUUAUUUCAAGAGCAGCAGGCGCAGCUAAUCAGGGAAAAGCACAAGGAUUUGUUACUGGUGUUCAAUCCCUUGGAAGUUUCUUAUCACCGCUUGCAAUGAGUCCACUUACUACCUGGUUCUUGUCUAGUGAUGCCCCUUUCGACUGCAAAGGUUUCAGCCUCAUUUGUGCGUCUUUAUGCUUGAUAAUUGCUCUGUGUUUUGCUUGCCAACUGCCACCCGAAGCAGGCUCGAACCACACAAACCGCAAACAGGAAGAGGAGGAUGUGGAGCAACCACUUUUAUGUAACAGUUAAUUGUAUGGAGGAAGUAGAGUUCUUAGUGUUAGAUACAAGUUUUGGAAUAGUCCGCCUACUCUUCAAGCUUUUACCUCUUCUAGGUUCACUGAGAGUUUAAACUAGAGAAAGAAAAAGCACCCUUGUUUUUCUCUCUGAUCAUCUUGGAUAUUACUUUUAUGUACACUGGUUUUGGAUCCAUGGGGGUGGGGUGUCUUCACCUUUAUAAAAUAAUAGAUAAAUUAUA